This is a messenger RNA of Aspergillus versicolor CBS 583.65, 498 nucleotides long. RefSeq lists its product as uncharacterized. Lineage: Eukaryota; Fungi; Ascomycota; Eurotiomycetes; Eurotiales; Aspergillaceae. The record is from RefSeq and is a predicted model, not a curated record. The transcript has a single exon. The coding region runs from base 1 to 498 and encodes 165 amino acids.
AUGUGUGUCGAUUGUAGAGCUCACUAUGCCACCCUCUGCCGUGAGGCCCCCGAAAAUGAAACAGGAGCAUGCUACGAACGUUUGAAGACUUCAUAUCCUGUGGUCUUUACGGAAUACUGUCGGGGCACUCAAAAUGCCAACGACAGGAUCCUAGAACUGCCACAAAAAGUGAGAGACCACCUAUACGAAGUACUAGGACAAUGGGUCCCUAUUUAUGCCGACAUUCGGAGGUAUAAAUUCCAAACACCGGGGGAGCCUGGUGCCUUUUGGAUUAGUAUACUAGUCGACUUACCCCUCGGGUUCCGGAUGGAUUGGGACAUGAAGGCCUAUACUCUUGGGAAUCUCGAUCUGUCUUCGAUUAACUGUCAACAGGAUGACCAAGUUCCUGUUGCUUCGGGAAGCUCGGACGAGGAUUUAUGCCUAGUUCGUCUGGACUGGUACAUGAAGAGACUCACCGGGCUUCCUUAUGUUGGCAAUUUUGGGUUUCGGGCUAUCUGA